AUGACUUACUUUCCCGGCAGAGUGCAGUUCAACCCGACUAGUGCACUAAGCAUCGAGCUAGAGUUGAUGCGCAAGCGCAAAGUUGGCCACCCAGAAUCUUUAAUUCCAGCAAUACAAAUCAAUUCGCUUUCUCUGUACAUAUUCUACAGAAGAUCGCAAUUCAACACUUACUCAACAAUGUCGGAUUGGUCACUAGUGUCAGCAGGAUCAAAAUGGGACGCAAAUGGCAGUCCUCUGUCAUCCGAUGGCUUCGAAAUCAUUUCGCAUUCACAAGACAAAAGCAAUGCGAAUCUUGGCGGCAAUCCCUCCAGCAAGUCGAAAUCUAUUGUCGCUCAAUGGCUUAAGAGCCAAUCGCAAAUUGCAGUUGGACCAAAACCCAGCACUUCGAAGCCCACCCGAGUCGAAGUCAUAUUCACAAACCAGAAGCCAAAGAAGUAUCGGAGCGCCGCAAACACCAGAGACAUGGUCUCAAUGGCAGAUCAUCCUUCAACAUGGUAUGGGACAAUCAUGGGCAACAGAUUCAAGAACGAUCCUUCCGCAGCUGCAACUGAAAGAAUGCUGCAUCGAGCCUUGGCAUCUCAACGAGUUCCAUUCUUAGUCUCGGCUGCCAUAUGGUGCUAUAUUCUCCAGAGGACGGCGGCUUAUAAGGAGCAUGGUUUUUACGCUGCAACGUUGAAGGCUAUUCACACAUUUUUGGAAGCUGGUAGCAAAGAGUAUGUUGUGUUAAUCCAAGACGAAAUGGAUGCCAUUCGUGGCGCGAUUGAUAUGGGAAAUAGAGAAGAUGGAGAAUUGAAGAGCGGAAACGUUAUCCGGCAUGGUACUUGCUAUCUUACGAUGGGUCCAGAGGCCUCGUUUCAGUGGUUGGCAUGGGAGGAGGGAAAGGCUAGAUAUCUUGCUGUCUCUUCUUAA
Messenger RNA from Mollisia scopiformis, 909 nucleotides. RefSeq lists its product as uncharacterized. NCBI's taxonomy places the organism in Eukaryota, Fungi, Ascomycota, Leotiomycetes, Helotiales, Mollisiaceae. Bases 1 to 909 code for a protein of 302 amino acids. The record is from RefSeq and is a predicted model, not a curated record. The transcript is spliced from 2 exons.